CUUUUGUAGGCAGUCAGUGCAGUAAAUUCACUCGGAGGAGCAGCUGCUGGGACCCUGGGACUUGUAGCUACGGAUUGCGGGGACCCAUAAGACACAUUUACACCCUCUGCGACUAUCGGGAUCUGACGCAGCGAAAACAUGGCGAGCGACGGCUGCAUGAAAGUCACCAAAUACUUCCUGUUCCUCUUCAACCUCCUGUUCUUUAUCCUUGGAGCUGUGAUACUUGGCUUUGGAAUAUGGAUUCUGGUGGACAAAACCAGUUUUAUAGCAGUUCUCCAGAGUUCGUCCUCGUCCUUCAGAAUUGGCUCUUACAUCCUGAUCGCGGUGGGGGGAUUCACCAUGGCCAUGGGGUUCCUUGGCUGCGUGGGGGCCGUGAACGAAGUCCGCUGUCUGCUGGGUUUGUAUUUCACCUUUUUGCUGAUUAUCCUCAUCGCCCAAGUUGUAGCCGGAGUUCUUAUUUACUUUCAGCGUGAUCAGCUGAAGAACGAAAUGUCCUCGAUAAUCCACGAUCUCAUUAUAAGCUAUAACUACGAGGACGGCAAAAACACGAGCGCAGAGAAUACCUGGGAUUACAUUCAGCGAAACCUGGAAUGCUGUGGUUGGUCCAGCAGCCAAAACUGGACCGCAAACCCUAUAGUUGCCAACAGCACAGAUUCUUUCCCCUGCUCCUGCCUCAAAAACGAAACUAAGGUGAACGGCUUCUGCGAGAGCAAACCUGACCUGAUCUAUAACAAGGGCUGCAUGGAAAGUGUGGAAAGCUGGCUGUCGAACAAUCUGGGAAUCAUUUUGGGGGUCUGCGUGGGAGUUGCCGUUAUCGAACUUCUGGGUCUCAUCUUGUCCAUGUGCUUGUGCCGAAACAUUCACAGCGAAGAUUAUACCAAGGUACCCAAAUACUGAGGAGCACCUCAACUGGAAGCUACGCCUGGACACCCACGAGGGAGGGGAAUUGCCCCUUCCAGCAUCUCAGAACCUUCUCCAAACUCCUCUUCCAUCACCCAGCUCCCCUGUGUAUAUAUGUAUAUGUCUCUAUUGCCAAAUCGUGUAAAUAGAGGACCAGACUACGUCCGACACCGACGCAAGAUUUGACUACUUUAGCAAUUUUGGUCACUUUUAGUUGGGGGGGGUUCUAGCCCCCCCGGUAUAAAGCUUCAUCGCACACAAAGUUACACCGCACGGAAAAUGUUCAGUUAUAUGUAGAUUGUUUAGAAAAAGAAAAUAA
This is a messenger RNA of Spea bombifrons (plains spadefoot toad), 1219 nucleotides long. RefSeq names its product CD82 molecule (gene CD82). The record is from RefSeq and is a predicted model, not a curated record. Gene Ontology annotation, cellular component: membrane. NCBI's taxonomy places the organism in Eukaryota, Metazoa, Chordata, Amphibia, Anura, Pelobatidae. Bases 139 to 897 code for a protein of 252 amino acids. The transcript is spliced from 9 exons.